Molecule: messenger RNA, 2901 nt
Organism: Cucurbita maxima (winter squash)
Lineage: Eukaryota; Viridiplantae; Streptophyta; Magnoliopsida; Cucurbitales; Cucurbitaceae
Exons: 5
Coding region: 832-2730 (632 amino acids)
Molecular function (GO): DNA binding; protein dimerization activity
Source: RefSeq, a predicted model, not a curated record
UCCUCCCCCACUUUUCCAUGUCUUCUUUUCUUACUUUUUUCUGUGUUUUUCAGCUCUAUUUUAGUUCAUGCCUCCCGAUUUGUUUUACAAUUCCACUUUUCUGCUUCUUUCACUGUCGGGAGAGAAUUCAGUGGAAAAAGGGUGUUCGGAUUUUUCAAUUGAUUCCAGUUUUCUGCUUCUUUGGCAGUCUCUUGGUUCUUUGUGGGAUUGUUUAAGUUCUUGGAUGAUGAUCCAUAUUGGAACUUUUGUUUUCGUUUUAUGAUCUUUUGUUACUUCAAUUUCAUGGAUAUGUGAUUGCUAGUUUAAUGUAAGGGGGGGUUUCUGACUUGUUUGGCUUCUGAAAAAAUCGAUGGAGGGAAAAUGGGGUGUUCUAAAAUGUUUGGAAAAAAGUAAAAAAGUAGAAGAGGUUUUGAUUUGAUACUCAUAGUUGUUUUUUCAGAUCACUUGGUUUUGCUUUUAAAGUUUCUCUCUCAAAUACGAAUGGUGUGGCUUUAAGUUCAUACCAACACGUAAGUUAGUUGAACAUUGCUGAGAGAGGCAGAGGCAUUUUGGAAGAUCCCUUUUCUUGAGGAGUUUCAGUCCCAUCAAAAUAAGGGACAAAAUGAUUUCAGGGAAUAUAUAUGUUUUUUUCUAAAUAAUCAUGUUCUGUUUCUCUCAAAUUCACAAGCAAUCAGACAUGACACCAGCUGGUUUGAUAAUGUUAAGGAAAGCUGCUUAUUACUGUCCUUUUGGUUUGGUCCUCGGUAGGUUGGCUUGCCGGAACAUCAGAACACAUACACAUCCUGAUGGUCCGUGAGAAAGAUAUUUGUUGGGAGUAUGCUGAGAAAUUAGAUGGUAACAAGUAAAGUGAGGGACGAUGUUUCGGAUAGAGUUAGAGCCAUACUAGCAACUAGAGAGGAGUUUAAGGAAACGUCGAGUGGGAAAAAGCAGAAGAUAGCUGAAGUCAAGACUGUCGAAAAUGCGCCAUCAAUGUCGACAUGUAAAUCUGUUGUUUCAAUGGAGGCCCCGUCUCCAAUCGCCAAAGUUUUUCCAACGGUUACUCCCAUGGCUCCCCCAUCAUUACUCAACCAUGAAAAUGCUGAGAAAAGCAUUGCUUUGUUCUUUUUUGAGAAUAAGCUAGACUUUAGUAUAGCUAGAUCUUCAUCGUAUCAGCUAAUGAUCGAUGCAAUAGGGAAAUGUGGCCCGGGAUUUACGGGUCCUUCUGCAGAAACUUUGAAGAGUACAUGGCUGGAAAGGAUCAAAACUGAAGUGAGCCUUCAGUCGAAGGAUAUUGAGAAAGAGUGGGCUACCACCGGCUGCACAAUCAUCGUAGACACGUGGACCGACAAUAAAUCAAGGGCUUUGAUAAACUUUUUGGUUUCAUCUCCAUCCCAGACCUUUUUUCACAAAUCGGUCGAUGCAUCUGCAUAUUUCAAGAACACAAAGUGCCUAGCGGAUUUAUUCGAUUCUGUGAUUCAAGAUUUUGGACAUGAAAACGUAGUACAGAUAAUUAUGGACAGUAGUUUCAACUAUACAGGCAUUGCUAAUCAUAUCCUUCAGACUUAUGGAACUAUAUUUGUGUCUCCUUGUGCUUCUCAGUGUCUGAAUUCAAUUUUGGAGGAAUUUUCAAAGGUAGAUUGGGUAAACAGAUGUAUCUUGCAAGCACAAACCAUAUCAAAGUUUCUAUAUAAUAGUUCCUCAUUGCUUGACCUGAUGCGAAGGUUCACGGGCGGUCAAGAACUCAUUCGAACUGGGAUAUCGAAACCCGUAUCAAGCUUCCUGUCUCUGCAAUCUAUUCUGAAGCAAAGGUCAAGACUGAAGCAUAUGUUCAACAGCCCUGAAUACACCACAAAUCCUUAUGCAAAUAAACCACAGAGCAUUUCUUGUAUUGCCAUUAUAGAAGAUAAUGAUUUCUGGAGGGCAGUGGAAGAAUGUGUAGCAAUUUCAGAGCCUUUCCUAAGAGUAUUAAGAGAAGUGUCUGGGGGUAAACCUGCUGUGGGAUGUAUAUAUGAGUUAAUGACUAGAGCAAAAGAAUCAAUAAGAACGUACUAUAUAAUGGAUGAAAUCAAGUGCAAGACGUUCCUCGAUAUCGUCGAUAGAAAGUGGCGAGACCAACUUCAUUCUCCUCUUCACGCAGCAGCUGCGUUUUUGAACCCGAGUAUUCAGUACAAUUCAGAAAUAAAGUUCCUUACUUCCAUUAAAGAAGACUUCUUUAAUGUUUUGGAGAAAUUACUCCCCUUGCCAGAGAUGAGACGGGAUAUUACCAAUCAAAUAUUUACUUUCACAAAGGCGAACGGGAUGUUUGGAUGCAGUUUAGCUAUGGAAGCACGAGAUACCGUUUCGCCUUGGCUUUGGUGGGAACAGUUUGGUGACUCUGCACCCGUGUUACAACGAGUAGCAAUACGGAUUCUCAGUCAAGUUUGUAGUACUUUCUCUUUCGAAAGACAUUGGAGCACGUUUCAGCAAAUUCACUCCGAAAAACGGAAUAAGAUCGACAAAGAAACUCUCAAUGACCUCGUCUACAUAAACUACAAUCUCAAGUUAGCUAGACAGAUGAAAACAAAACCCCUGGAAUCUGAUCCUAUCCAGUUCGACGACAUUGAUAUGACUUCAGAGUGGGUAGAGGAAAGCGAAAACCCGAGCCCGACGCAGUGGCUCGACCGAUUUGGUUCUUUGGAUGGAGGUGACUUGAAUACAAGACAGUUCAAUGCUGCCUUAUUUAGUGCAAGUGACCACAUAUUUAACCUGUGAGAGCGAGCGUUUGAACAUGCUUGUAACCCUCUCCAGUUCUUAGGCAUUGUAUGUAUUCUCUUGAUAAGAGGCAUCUUUUGCUGUUUUACUUCCUUUUGUUGUAUUGUAGCAUGAAAUUGUUCCCUUGCUUUGUUGUAUAUAAAAUAUAAACUAAGCUUAGGUAUUUAUGCC